Zingiber officinale is the source of this 1434-nucleotide messenger RNA. Its product is annotated as peroxidase 18-like. The transcript is spliced from 4 exons. Gene Ontology annotation, molecular function: heme binding; peroxidase activity. Bases 262 to 1290 code for a protein of 342 amino acids. The record is from RefSeq and is a predicted model, not a curated record. NCBI's taxonomy places the organism in Eukaryota, Viridiplantae, Streptophyta, Magnoliopsida, Zingiberales, Zingiberaceae. Gene Ontology annotation, biological process: response to oxidative stress; hydrogen peroxide catabolic process.
AACUAAACUACUUAAUAGUACAAUCGAUCAAUCUAUAAAAUAACGCAUGUGGGGAGAUCGAAGAGGCUUGCAAAUUCAUAGUAGAGCCACUCUAGUAGCGGUUGUAAAGGAGUUAAUGUAGUUCGCUUUAAGUCCGAGCUAAUUUCGACACAAACUUAGUUAUACUUUACUAUCAAACUCAUCACAAUGCCCACCACCUGGGUUUCUGAGUUAUUCACGAGCUCUGAAUUUCACCGAAUUUGUUCACAAUAAAUAGCUUGCAUGGAACAUACAAUUCCAUUCACUUCAACUAAUCUGAUGGAGGUAGUUAGCGCCAUGAAACUCGACCAAGCCUUUCGUUUUUCCUUCUUCAGGCUCAGCCUCUUCGCCCUGCUCGCCUCUCCUGCUGCAGCACAACUCUCUCCGGGCUUCUACUCUUUCUCAUGUCCGAAUGCAGAGCUGCUCGUGAGGGGUGCGGUUCGGUCGGCGUCCGCGAUGGACUCCACGGUUCCGGCGAAGCUCCUUCGGCUGCUCUUCCAUGAUUGCCUAGUCGAGGGGUGCGAUGGGUCAGUGUUGGUGCAAGGGAACGGAGCGGAGAGUAGCGAUCCCGCGAAUAAGUCGCUAGACGGGUUCUAUGUAGUCGAGUCCGCUAAGAGACUAUUAGAGAUAUGGUGCCCGGGGACCGUCUCUUGUGCUGAUAUCCUUGUCCUCGCUGCGAGAGAUGCCGUGGGACUGUCGGGAGGCCCUUCGGUCGAGGUUCCGUUAGGGAGAAGAGAUGGCAUUGUUUCAUCGGCUUCGGAUGUGAGACCAAACAUGGUGGAUACGGUCUUUUCCCUCGACCAAAUGAUGCAACACUUCGCCGCGAAGGGAUUGUCGAUCGAUGACCUUGUCGCUCUUUCCGGUGCCCACACCAUCGGUUCCUCGCACUGCCGGACAUUCGGCGACAGGUUCCAGCAAACUUCGAACGGAAGCCUGGUGCCCGCCGACAACUCCUUGGACAGCAACUACGCCAUGGAGCUCGCCAACAAGUGUUUUGCCGGUGCAAGCGACAGCACUAGCGUCGCCAACGACCCAGUGACUCCCUCGACGUUCGACAACCAAUACUAUGCCAAUCUGCUGGCCAACAAGGGCCUCCUCCACUCGGACUCAAUUUUAGUCACUGAUCUAAGGACAAAGAGUAGGGUUCAGGCCUUCGCACAGAGCCAGGAGAAGUUCUUUGAGAGCUGGGCCGACUCGUUCGUGAAGCUCUCGACGGUCGGCGUCAAGACUGGGGAUCAAGGCCUGAUCAAGGUCUCAUGCACAAGUAUGUGAUAUAAGUAGUAUUGUCUCGAGCAAAGUUGAUGUAAGUGUUUGAUAUACUUCUUAUCGUUUAAAGGGGCAAAGCCUCCUCCCGAGUAUGUAAUAUAUCAUAAAAUAUUUAAAAGAGUAAUUAAAAUUGAGCAAAAAUUAAAAAGA